AUGGCUGGGCUGGUGCCUCUUUUUCUCUGGAUAUUUGUCAUUUGGCAGAACUACGGCGAGGCUCGAACUAUUCUCAAAACUGCAAGAGGUACUAGGAGCAGGAAAAACAGAGUCAUUACACCGACUGACUUCUUUGAAGCUUGUUUGAAAAACCCUGAAUUGAAGAUUAUGUCAGCAGCAAAUUUGGCAUUUCGACGUCUACCAGGUUAG
Messenger RNA from Protopolystoma xenopodis, 210 nucleotides. NCBI's taxonomy places the organism in Eukaryota, Metazoa, Platyhelminthes, Monogenea, Polystomatidea, Polystomatidae. The record is from the annotation of a GenBank genome assembly.